Chaetomium fimeti is the source of this 1466-nucleotide messenger RNA. Its product is annotated as translation initiation factor eIF 4e-like domain-containing protein. Gene Ontology annotation, cellular component: eukaryotic translation initiation factor 4F complex; cytoplasm. Bases 381 to 1136 code for a protein of 251 amino acids. Gene Ontology annotation, molecular function: RNA 7-methylguanosine cap binding; translation initiation factor activity. The transcript is spliced from 3 exons. NCBI's taxonomy places the organism in Eukaryota, Fungi, Ascomycota, Sordariomycetes, Sordariales, Chaetomiaceae. The record is from RefSeq and is a predicted model, not a curated record. Gene Ontology annotation, biological process: translational initiation.
GCGAGGCGCUUGCGACGGCGGCUGAUUGUGCGACUGGCGGAUUUCUGCUUGACCUGACCAAAGUUUGCGAUCGCAUACUGACUCUCUCCGCCCACACCAAACCCUUUCUUCACAAGACGACAUUGCCUGGAGCACGGUCGUUCUUUCCAUUCACAAAAGUUUGAGCUGCAGUUGCCUACCGCCGAUUAAUCGAGCCUUCCAUCUCGCGACCCUUGCACCUGACUCUAUCCGCAUUUUCUGCGAAAACCCGUUGCAGCCUCAAUCUUCGCAAAGCUGCUCCCUGUGGCCCACCCGAUCCAUCCCAACUAGCCGAUCCUCGACUUAAACCGCUCGCUUGUCUCACCGAACGCCUCACCUGUCUACAUCUCAAAAUUUCCAACAUGGCGGAGCAAGUUGAUCUCACCACCAUCCCCAUCUCGCCCGAUGGUGGGAACAACCCCGAGGGUGCCACCAAGGAGACCGCCGAGGACAAUGACAAGACCGUCACCGUCUUCCACGAUAAGGAUAACUUCAAUGUCAAGCAUCCUCUCUCAAGUCGGUGGACUCUCUGGUUCACCAAGCCGGCCAGCGGAAAGGGCGACAACUGGAACGACUUGUUGAAGGAGGUCAUUACUUUCGAGUCGGUGGAAGAAUUCUGGGGCAUCUACAACAACAUUGCCCCCGUCUCCGAACUUGCCCUCAAGUCGGAUUACCACCUCUUCAAGGAGGGCGUGCGGCCAGAGUGGGAGGACCCGCAAAACAAGCAUGGCGGCAAGUGGUCGUACCAAUUCAAGGAGAAGCGGUCGGUCAACAUCGACGAGCUCUGGCUGCACACCAUGCUCGGCGCGAUUGGCGAGACGCUGGAGGACGAGGAGGAUGGCGAGGUGAUGGGCGUCGUUGUGAACGUCCGCAAGGCGUUUUUCCGUGUCGGUGUCUGGACCCGCACCACGGGCCGCCACAUCCCCGGCCGCGGCGACGGUGACAUCGCCGGCGGCAAGGGCCGAUCGGGCGAGAAGGGCAAGGAGAUCCUGAUGUCUAUUGGACGUCGGUUCAAGGGCGUCCUCAAGCUGCCGGCCAACGAGAUGAUCGAGUUCUCGGGCCACACCGACAGCGCCCACAGCGGUAGUACCCGCGCGAAGGCCAAAAUGGUGGUUUAAGCAUGGAUGGUUGUCAGAGAUGGCAGUUACAGGCAUCAUCAUGCCUAUGCUGCCUACUUAGAUUUACCAUGAGCGCCCUUGCACACUGCACUUGGCAUGGGCGCGGGCCUGGGGACGGUCAUGAUUAUGCUCGGAUCACCACAUUGGGCCGGUCAUCAGAGGAUAUGAGAUAUGCCGCAACAUCUGCUUCGGCGCGUCGACUGGGGAAACGCAGGGCGCUAUGGGUUGGGGCGAAUAAGGGUUUGUCUGCGAUUCACGGAUGGUAUUUCACCUGCAACGAGCCUCGCAUAUCUGCUAGUCACUUUAUAAGCAAGGCAAUUCUGCCAACAC